AUGGAAACAAAGAGAGACGAACAUGGUAGAGCUACGGAAAUCUGCAGAAGCUUAGAGGAAAAAUGUUUGCCAUUUGAAGAAUCCUUUGAAUUGUUUCGGCAAUGUGUGAAGGAGGAAGUUCUGAAUUCUCAUCCAGAAAUUCCAGAGCUCGCUAAAACUGUUGCCAAAGAGUGCAAAGGUUUGCCGCUUGCAUUGAUCACUAUUGGAAGGGCCAUGUCUAAUAGGAGAAAACCUGAAGAAUGGCGGUAUGCAAUCAACACACUGCGGAGUCAACCAUCUGAAUUUGCAGUUAUGGAAAGUCAUGUCUUCCGAGUUUUGAGGUUUAGUUAUGAUAGCUUGAGGGAUGAUAAACACAAAAGUUGUUUUUUAUAUUGUUCCAUGUUUCCAGAGGAUCAUAUGAUUAGAAAAGAUGAAAUUAUUGAACUAUGGAUUGCGGAGGGAAUUUUACAUGAUAUUGGUUUAGAGGAUGCAAGAUAUGCAGGAGAGUUUAUUAUUGGAAGUUUGAAAAAUGCAUGUCUAUUGGAAAAGGUUGGAGAUUCUGAUGAUUAUGUUAAGAUGCACGACGUCCUUCGUGAUAUGGCUCUGUGGUUAGCUUCGGAAAAGGAGAACAAGAUUUUUGUUUUUGAAAAUCAAGAAUCCAUUAAAAAACAUGGGAUUGCUACAUGGAAGGAGGCAGUAAGAAUAUCACUAUGGGGUGGAAGUGUUAAACUUUUCAGAGAAACGCCAUUUUGUCCGCGUCUGCUAACUUUUUUGGUUAGACAGACUGCAGUUGAGACAUUUCCUAGUUCAUGCUUUCAAUCUAUGCAUGCCAUGAAAGUUUUGGACUUGUCAAAGAAUCUUUGCUUAACUAGGUUGCCGGCGAUGCUUGAAAUGAUAAAUUUGCAGUAUCUUAAUUUGUCGGAUACAAACAUACAAGAGUUGCCAAUUGUGGCUAGCAGUUUGACAAAAUUGAGGUUCCUGCUCUUAGAUGGAACGACGGAUCUUAAAGCCAUUUCAGAAGGAGUGCUAUCAAGUCUUUCAUCACUACAAUUAUUCAGCAGAGUACCAACUAGAAAUAGCCAGCUGAACUUUCAGCCCUUUUGGAAUACAACCUUGUUACGAGAGUUGGAGUGCUUGGAAGAAAUAGAAGAAAUUAGUGUCACCUUGUUUACGGUCGAUGCCGUAUUUCAAUUUAAAUCAUCACCCAAGUUACAAAGUUGUGUUAAAAGGUUAGUAAUCAAGUGCAAGCAGGGCAAGGAGCUGCAUUUGGCCGAGACAUCCUCUUCAGUUCUAAGUAUGGGCUGUUUCGAUAAUCUUCAUGAUCUCUGUAUCAAGAUGUGUUUGGUAAAAGAUUUGGCAUGCCUUAGAUAUGCUGCAAUGCUUCGAUUUGUUUUUGCUGCUGACUGUCCCUUAUUGGAAGAAAUAAUUCCGUAUGAAUUCAGCUCUUCAUCCGAAGACUCUACCAUGUUUAAAAAUCUGAAGCAAUUGAAUUUUCGUAAUCUAAAGAGCAUAUGUCGUGUCAUGCACUUCCCUUCCCUGGAGAGGAUACAUGCAGUUAGAUGCCCAAGUCUAACAAAUCUCCCACUCGACCCCCUCAGUGAGAAUAACAGCAGAAUUUUGAUAUUUGGACGUCGAGAGUGGUGGGAUAAGCUGGAAUUUUUGCUAAUUUUUGUCCACUCAAACUCGUUCCCAAGUUUUCAAUAA
Pistacia vera is the source of this 1683-nucleotide messenger RNA. Its product is annotated as probable disease resistance protein At5g63020. The coding region runs from base 1 to 1683 and encodes 560 amino acids. The record is from RefSeq and is a predicted model, not a curated record. The transcript is spliced from 2 exons. NCBI's taxonomy places the organism in Eukaryota, Viridiplantae, Streptophyta, Magnoliopsida, Sapindales, Anacardiaceae. Gene Ontology annotation, molecular function: protein binding; ADP binding.